AUGGAAUCGACAGCUGAUAGUGAUACUUCCAGCGUUGGCGACCAGCAUCGUGGUGGUGCGGGAUCCAUCAUGAUGCCAAACGCUAGAGGUGCCGCCACAGCAAACCCCUUCGAGGAACCCCAACGUCGGAUCAACGAAUACACUGCACAGGAAAUUGCAACUCUCCAAGCCCGUCUCGACAAGAAACUGGGACCCGAAUACAUCUCUGCGCGUCCCGGUGCCGCGGGGCAGAAAGUGCACUAUCUCUCCGCGGACAAAUGUAUUAACCUCGCGAAUGAAGUGUUUGGAUUCAAUGGCUGGUCCAGUUCGAUUCAGACCAUACAGAUUGAUUUUGUCGAGGAGAGCCAAAACACAGGCAAGAUCAGCUUGGGUCUUUCAGUCAUUAUGAGAGUCACACUACGAGAUGGGACCUUCCAUGAGGAUAUUGGCUACGGGCAUAUCGAGAAUUGCAAGGGCAAGGCCGCAGCUUUUGAGAAGGCGAAGAAAGAAGGCACAACAGACGCAUUAAAACGUGCAUUGAGAAACUUUGGCAAUGUGUUGGGUAACUGCAUCUAUGACAAAGAUUAUGUGUCCAAGGUGACCAAAGUCAAGGCAGCGCCUGGAAGAUGGGAUGUCGACGAUCUACACAGGCAUCCUGACUAUGCACCACAGGUGAAAAAGCAGCCGCCCCUACCACCGAAACGUAUACCUGAAGAGGAUGAGCUACCCCCCUCUCGUCCUAUACAGCAAGCAAGAAACAAUGCUCCAGGGAGUAGUGUUUCGUUGGAGGGGGACGGAGAAUUCGGCAGUGACGUUUUCGAUGAAGCCGACUUUGGGGUGGCCGAGACAGAAGCGGGCAACCCCGAUGAGAUUGUGAUAGACACAGAUAUCAUUCAACAAAACCAGCCCCCUGCGACAACGAAUGACCCAACGCCUCAACGAGGACCGCCUGUCCGCGCAGGAUUCAACCCUGCUAUUGUUACACCUUCAAAACCAGAGCGAUGGAACGGUCCCGGCGCGGCAGGGCGACCUAACCCAGCCAUUGUGCGACAAAAUUCAGCAAUUCCGCCUCCAGCUGCAGCACAAGGUCGACCGAUGGCCGCGCAAGGCCCUCCUCAGAAUCUUGCAAACCCUCGACAAGGGAAACUGCCCCCCGGGGGAAUCCAGGGAGCCCAAGACAUGAAUCCACCGCAAGGCACCCCAUCAGCGGGAUUUUAUUCCGCCAGAGCAGUCGAUCUUCUCCGUGAAAAUCCCAAUGCGGUCCCUGCAGGAGCACCCCAGUUCGACCCACACGCCGAGAGCCCCUCAAUCCGCAAAACAGCUGGUGUGGACCACUCCAAGAGCCUUCCUAUUGCCAGACCUAUGCUGUCGGGUGGCACCGUUUCUCCCGCACCCGCAGUCAAUGUCAACAACAACGCACGCGAUUACGUCAAUCCCUCAACCGAUCUACAACGCCGAGUCGGUGCUCCUGCCGGUGCAAUCGGCGGUCCCAUCAGCAGAGGCCCUUCUGUCUCAUCAUAUCGACCAUUAACUCGACCUAAUCCCGAUCAAAGGAGCGUUUCAAAUCCAGCCGCCAUAAACCGAGGCAGUGUUACACCCCAACAGAAUCUUAACGGCAAAAGACCUCCAUUAGUGGAUGUCACCAAUGCAGAUGCUGCGCCGGGAGCAUAUCCUGGAGUGCAGGCACCCGGGCCGAAUGACCCUAAACGUCCCCGAGUCUCGGAUGCUGACUCUGGAGCUUCCUCUGGCCCUCGCGCACCGGCCCAAUAA
Penicillium bovifimosum is the source of this 1749-nucleotide messenger RNA. Its product is annotated as RAD52 DNA repair protein RADC. Gene Ontology annotation, biological process: double-strand break repair via single-strand annealing; DNA recombinase assembly; double-strand break repair via homologous recombination. Lineage: Eukaryota; Fungi; Ascomycota; Eurotiomycetes; Eurotiales; Aspergillaceae. The record is from RefSeq and is a predicted model, not a curated record. The transcript is spliced from 6 exons. Bases 1 to 1749 code for a protein of 582 amino acids. Gene Ontology annotation, cellular component: nucleus.